GCCCCAGAGUGCCCUGCGCUCUCCUCCGGUACUACUUCCGGUUGCCUUGCGCAAGCUCACAUCGUUGCAGAAUGCGGAUUUAGAAGCUAGCGGGAAUAGCUAGCCACUAAGCUAAAAACAAGGUUCUCGUUGUGAGGCUUCAAACGGCUAGAAAUGUCCAAAACACACGCGCAACCCCCGUCGUCUUCGGCGGCGACGACCACCGGGGGACCCUCCUCAUCCUCUUCGUCUUCGCCCGCUGGGGGCUCGACUUCUCCCGCAACCGUGUUGAACGUGCAGCCCGAGAAACCUCAACAUUACACUUAUUUGAAGGAGUUCCGCACUGAGCAGUGCCCCCUGUUCGUACAGCACAAGUGUACACAGCACCGGCCCUUUUCCUGUUUCCACUGGCACUUCCUGAACCAGCGGCGGCGCCGACCCAUGCGCAGGCGGGACGGCACCUUCAACUACAGCCCAGAUGUGUACUGCACCAAAUACGACGAGGGGACGGGCACCUGCCCGGACGGAGACGAGUGUCCAUUUCUACACCGGACAGCCGGUGACACAGAGCGCCGGUACCACCUCCGCUACUACAAGACGGGAUCCUGCAUUCACGAGACGGACGCUAAAGGCCAUUGUAGCAAAAACGGUUCCCACUGUGCCUUCGCCCACGGGUCACAUGACCUGCGCAGCCCCGUUUACGACAUCAGGGAGGUGCAGGUGAUGGAGUCUCAGGGAGGCUCGGGGCCCGCAGAGGGAGGUGGAGGAGACGGACAGUCGGCAAGCACCGCCCUCAUCGAGAAGAUACUGAGCGAGGAGCCACGCUGGCAAGAUAACAACUACGUGCUGUCCCACUACAAGACGGAGCUCUGUAAGAAGCCCCCCCGCCUGUGCCGCCAGGGCUACGCCUGUCCGUACUACCACAACAGCAAAGACAGGAGGCGCAGCCCGCACAAGCACAAAUACAGAGCGUUGCCAUGUCCGGCCGUGAAGCAGAGUGAGGAGUGGGGCGACCCCAGUAAGUGUGAGGGGGCGGAGGGAUGCCAGUACUGCCACACGAGAACAGAGCAGCAGUUCCACCCGGAGAUCUAUAAAUCCACCAAGUGUAACGACAUGCAGCAGUGCGGCAGCUGCCCCCGAGGGCCCUUCUGUGCCUUUGCUCACGUAGAAAGGCCCUUCGUUCCAGAGGAGCCGCCGUUCCCCACGCCCAGCUCCCCUCCCCCCCCCAGGCCUCCAGACCCUCUCCCCGCACAGGAGGCGUGUUCAAGCCCCGGCGGACACAGCGCGCCUCACAAUCCGGGCGCCGUGUCGCACGCCUUCUCCCCGCCCGCGGGGUCCUGCGUGGCGGAGCGCGGCCUGCUGGGUAGCGUUCUGUCUCUGUGCGAGGAGAUGAGCGAACGGGCGGAGCCGCUGUCCCCCUGGGCCGGGGAGAGGGGGUACGGCCGGGCACCGGGGUUCGAGAGGGAGGACCAGGCGAAGCAAAGAAGCUUUGCCCUCGAGCAGCGACAAAGCAAACAGGACUUGUUGGUGUUCCUGCCCGUGGGGAGCCCCUUGAGUCUGUCCUCCAGCAUCCCUUCCAGUCUGGCCGCCACCCCGCCAAGCCCCGCCCCUCUCGGACCCCCGGGAUCCGGCAUCCCCUCGGGCAUGAACGCCAACGCCUUGCCCUUCUACCCCACCAGUGAGACCGUGGAGUCCGUCGUCGAGUCAGCCCUGGACGAUCUGGACAUGAAUGAUUUUGGCGUGUCGGUGUUGGAGAGGAGCUUGGAGAGCAGCGCUGCUCUGCCGGCUGUGGGAGGAGGAAGCCAGUUUCAGAGUUCGGCCCCGGUCAAUAUCCCUGGCUCCUUUAGCAGCUCCGCCCCUUUCCGCUCCCCGUCGGCGUCUCCCCCAAUCCGGCCGCACACGUCACCGUUCUUCUCCAGGCACCUGUCGCAGCCCGGCCAAUCAGAAAGCACCUUUUUGGGACCGUCUCACAGCUCCCUAGGUCUGAACGGUAUGAGCACUAACAUCUGGGAGCACUUCCCGUCGGGUCAGGGCUCCCCCGGUACCCCCCCCACGCUGCUGUCCUCCGGAGCAGAGACCUCCAGGCUCAAGCAGGAGCUGGAGGAGGCGCACCGGGCCCUGAAGCAGUGGGGCCACAGCUGGAGACACACAGCUCAGUCGUGGGCGGCGCUGAAAGCCGACGCGGAGGAGUCGCGAGCCCACGCGGCGCGGCUCACCGCCGAGGCGGAGAGAGCCCGGCAGGCGGAGGAGGAGGCGCAGAGGCAGGCGUCGCUCCUGCAGGAGGCGCUGGAGAGCCUCCGGAGCGGAGACAACCCCCAUCUAGCGCUGCAUCAGCUCCAGCUGCUCCACCGGCUGCCCCUGGAGUCGGUGCUCAGCCUGCAGGCGCAGCUCUGCAGCUGCUUACACGCCGUGGAACAGGUGGUGUACAGGAAACAGAGACAGUGCUGCGUGACGUGUGGCGAGCCGGGCUCAGCGCCGCUGCCCUGCGGCCACGGGCUGCAGUGCGAGAGCUGCUCCGCCUCCACCGAGUGCCCCCUGUGCCCCGAACAGAGCCCGGAGCAGCAGCUCUCCUGACCCCCCCGGCCCACUCGGACCACCGCAGAGCCCGAACCUGUCGGUCCUGAUUCCACAGACACGCACCAGCCCUGGACCUCGACCGCAAUUUUAAAAAAUCACGUGGCGGUCAUUUUAUACCGUGGGGACGACGCGGCCGCUGGUUUGGUAUUUAGUAUUUUUAAGACGUUUCCUGAUGAAGGACCGGCACCGGUCGACAAGUGAAAGCUCUUUCUGUGGAAUUUAGAAUUAAUAAUUUUUCUAGUGGUUACCCGUGGACCACCAUUACUUUUUUUACUAAAGCUCUUGACCAGCAGCACUGUUCUCGACUGUUCUCUAACUUCACGAUCCGCUUUUAUUUCAUCUCCACCCCGUAACGACAUUUCAGGUAACAUUCUCAAUCAUAUUUUGAUACGUGUGAAAGUAUAAAUUCACCGCCCAGAAGGAUAUUUUAGGAUAUGGAGCUUCUGGAUAGCAUCAAAAGAUGUCCGCUGUCACCUUGUUACAACAUUUGUCAAUGGCAUUUGUUUUUUUGGCACUAAAACACCUCAAAAGAUUUUAUAUUAAAUUACCCAGUUCUGUCUUUCUCCUGAAAUCAUGACCGUUCCUCGUGAUGAGUCACAGUCCUUAUUAACUGCCGUCCUUAUAAACCGCAAUCGGAAAACACGGUCCUCAUAAACCACAUUCAUCAUAAUCCGGAGUUUGGAGAAAGCCAUGUUCUACUGGAGGAUGCCACUCGCUGCACGGCACACAGAAUGACCCCGGGUGAGAUGGAUGUGAAUGUGGAGCUGCAGUGGUUUGAAUACUCGGGGGCCAUGUUGCAUCACUGGCUCACUCUGCUGUGUGUGUGUACGUCAUAUUUAGGGCACCAUGUGUCAUGAUUUUUCUGAAAAGAGGCAAGUUUAGUCUGAUAUGCAUAUUCAGCUUCAUCCAGACAAUGAUCCUAUAUUGCUGCAGCCAUGCCAGUCUGCUGGAGGCGCUCUCCUGGGUUAUAAUCCUAAUUUCAUUUUUCAUUUUUUUUAUUAUUCCAAAAUUAUCUUUCUAGCAAAAAUCAUUUGAAAAUGGUCAAAUGCUGUUGAAUGACAUAUUAAACAAUGUAGUAAUGUUUGUUUAAAUGUACAACAGAUGGCCUCUUUUAAAACUCUCAGGUUUUCUCUCAUAUUCCCCGACCUCAACUGGAAGAGGAAAGCAUGUUAAUACAAUCAAAACAAAUGUAUUCAGUCAACUUGUGACUCCCCUAGUCUUUGAAAUUAUAUUUUUUCUUUCUUUUGAAAGUUUUUUUAUGUCAACUCAGACAUUCAAACCUUUGUUAAAACUUAUUUUCUGUCACAUUUUUUAAACAUUUGUGGUUAUCGUUGACAUUUCUCAGUGUGUCAAAUGUAGUCAUUAAUAUAUAUUUAUAUAUAUUAAUAUAUGUAUAUAUGUUAAUAUAUAUAUAUAUAUAUAUAUAUGCCAGACUUAUCUCUUGCACUUAGACCAAGUGCCAUGAAGCAGAGGUUUAAAUGCAGGUGUGAAAGUGUUCAUGAUCACUGUGAUGGUCUUUGGUGAACCCAUGCUCAGUACUGUCCACACACACACACACACACACACACACAACUCAUCCGACACCAGUGUUUCUUUCUGAGUGGGUAUUUCUUUGUUUUUGGUACAGAUCAUUAAAGAAUAAAUUGUAUAUUUUUGGAAGGAA
Molecule: messenger RNA, 4219 nt
Organism: Pseudoliparis swirei
Lineage: Eukaryota; Metazoa; Chordata; Actinopteri; Perciformes; Liparidae
Gene: unk
Product: unk zinc finger
Exons: 15
Coding region: 154-2553 (799 amino acids)
Biological process (GO): cell morphogenesis involved in neuron differentiation
Molecular function (GO): mRNA CDS binding; metal ion binding
Source: RefSeq, a predicted model, not a curated record